AUGCUACAUAAAUUCGCAAUAUGGUUCAUUUUUAUCCGAGUUGUUGCAUUUCAAAUGAGAGCUGGAGCUUCCAAAUACGAAGAAUUCAAAGUUAAUUGGUGUCGCCAGCGAAAAUGGCGACUGGAUUGGGAACGUCUGCAGAAACCUUGUCAGAACCUUAAUUAUAGAAGACACGAUGGACAACAAUAUCAAAGGUAACUCGCUAUUGAAUCACGUAAGGAAAAAAGCCCUGUUAUUGAACAUAAGAUAAGAACUGAUUAAGAGAUCUCAAAUAGGCAGAGUCAAGGCCUGACUCAAAGUUUUGACAUGCUUUUAUUUAGCUGAAUCUUUUAAUCAGGUUACCAUUGCAAGAGAAUAUUACCAAGAUUUUGUAAUACACCAACUUAUCCUGCUGACCCCAGAGGAAAACUGGCCCAAAGAGCAAAUUUUUCGAGGUCAUUCACUAUCACCUUUUAACAAACCGUCUUGCUCGCAAUAAUAAUAAUAGAAGGGAUUUGGCCUACAUGUUGCCCGUAGGGCUCACUGACCCUUACAUCCUUGAUUAGAAAUAUUUAUGGCUCCAGUAUGAUUUUGUUUAUAUUUUGAACAAUUAAUGUGGACAGAUGGUAUCAGCCUAUCCAACCAACUGACAAUAUUUUGCCUCAGGUUGAAAACGUCUCCUGAACACAGUGAAAUAUUUGAUUUACAAAUCCGGCCCGCAGGGGAAUAUAGUCGGUUUUUCGUCCAGUCCCGCACGCAUACUGCUCAGCGGAAGACAUUCGGAGGGGACUCGUGGAGAGUGUACAUUGAAGGGCCCUCACACCUUGCAGGGACCGUGUUUGAUCACAAUAAUGGAGUAUACGAGGUUUUGUUUCUUAUCAUGGAGCCUGGAGAGUAUAAAAUCAAAAUGAUUCUGGAUUAUACAUUGUGUGAUGGAUUAAUUGAUCCUCCAAUGGACUGGUUUAAAAAUGGUAAGAAACAGCUGAUCGAAACUGAAAAGAAAACACAUUGUGGCUGAAGACCCUUUCUUGUGGGUAAUCUCCUGGGGUACUCUGGUAAGACGGCUGAUGAUAUUCAAGAUUUCUCAGUGUUCCCAUUUGCCGUGCUCGUGUUAAGUCUCAUUCUUUACAAGCUUCCAACGUAUUCAUGCAUGGUCAAAAACGAAGUACCUUUGCCUCGAAAAUCGAUCUAGGUCAGAGUGGACAGCCACAAUAGGCAUGAUCAAACCCCGCCAUCAGCAAACUAAAGAAAUCAGUUAGUCGGUUCAUUUAUACAUCAAUGAAUGGAUUUGCGAUUAAGACAUUUUUCUCGCCAACCAAGUAGUACUCUGCAAUCAUGCUAACGAAUUUCAUGAAUUGCGGUAGAUGUAAGUGAUAGAUAAAAUUUCCACUCUCUUAUUUUCAUCCUUUUUCAUGUCAUUAUUUUGUUUGUGAUUUAUUUUAAGCUCACUGCUCGGGAAAGUUACACAAUGUUUCCCUUGGCAAGAAUCUCUUCUCAGAAAUGACUGGAUAUAUCAACAAACCUCUGUUGUCUGCUAAAACCAAAAAACUUACCAUCCCAUGGCAACGCCUCACAACCAUAGGUACGUUGAAAUCCCCUCUUUAGAAUACCUUUCUUAGAAUGUUUUGAAAUUCACUUUUUAUUUAUAUUGGGCGAAAAAUUUUAGCUGCAGUUCAAUUUAAUUAAAGCCUUCUAAAUACAAAAAUAACUUUUACUUUAAAAUGCGAAUGAAAAUAAUAAUAAUUAUAAAUAAUAAUAAUGUCAAUAAGAACCAGCUCUAUUUAUUGAGAGUAACGCAUACAUGUAACAGUAUAACUCAUGAUGAACUUUAUAUAUGAAAUGACGUUAUUUAAACUUAAGAAAGAGCAACCUCCCUUUCACUUAUAUCUUUUAAUUGUACAUUUCCCUUAAACAUGGGUGUUUGAUGCUUAUGUCCAGUCAUCAGAUUUUCGGUCACCCUUUGCAAGAAAACUUUACCAUAAGUCUAGCGUGCUGUGACUGUCCAUAAUUUUUCAUCUUUGUUCAUGUUAGAGAUUCAGAAAAACAUGCGCCAAGCAGACAGAGAGUGUGAUAUUCAGUGUAACCUGGUGUGGGAUGGCUUUGGUAGAUGGGUGACUGGUUACAAAUGGCUACCGUACAUGAAUUUUAUAGGAGAAGGUAAGCAAGCAGCAUAAUGCAACUGAAAAUAGUUCCAAAAAAGAAAAAAACUCUAAAAACUGCUUAUGAAAGGCGAUAUGAAAGGCGAUGUAAAUGUGGUCCGUUUCUUUAGAGGAUCAUGCGAUGGAGGAAAAGGGCCUUCUCCGCCGAGAUGAGUUCUCUAGAAAGUGCUCAAGCCUAAUAUUCGAGGCCUCAUUAAACAAUGAAUUCGUCCAUUUCGAAUGUACGCUACGAGUGAACUUCGCUUGUGGAUUACUUUAAAUAAUAUAAUUCUUGAAAACGAUUGGUUCUUAAAAGCCCUUAUUCGUGACUCGACUAGCUUUUUCUAGUCAAAACUGUCAGAUUUCACCUUUCCAAUUACAAGUAAUCAGGCAGCACUUUCAGCCAUCAGUCAUCAGCCAAUAAAAUUUAAUUUCCAAGCUAAUGCGAGCCAAUUAAAAUGAAUAAAAACUUUUUUUCAUCAAGCAGGUUGGAAGGUCGUCGUUGAAAAUAAACAUAUCUCCAUACAAUAAGAAGUGUGUGUGCUCUUACAUUUGUCAUUCCUGUGUUUUUCCCUUUUUUCUAAUGAUAUAAUAAAUAAUGGUAGGAGGACCGAGUGGAAUCCAAUUUGGUCUUUAAUCAUACGAGUGAUUAACAAAAUCGGACGACCGCAAAGCGGGGGUCUGAUUUGUCAAUCACGAAUACGAUUACAGACAGAAUUGGACAACGCCAAGUCCUGUUACCAAUUAAUCAUAACCACUACAAUUUCCGAAAAAAAGAAUAUAUAUUUAGGACAAACAUCUCCAGUAGGGACAAUGUCUAAAGUAAAAAAUUUGGAAAUUUCCUUUUUUUUUCAGGUUAAAUGGUUGUUGCUAUGGUUAUUUUGAUUAAUUCUGUGAUUAGUGGAUUUAGCUGAGUGGACUUAGUAUGAUUGGCUGCUUCAACUGUUCGAUUACAUGUGUUCUAUUACAGCCAACCGUCCGAUUACACUGUCUGAUUACAGUUGUACGGAAAGAUUAGUGAAAUAUAAAGCAGCUGAUGCACCAAUCACAUUUGAGGAAAUUGUAAUGGUUAUGAUUAAGUGGUAGUCAAGCCACUUGUCUUUCAAUUUAGAGGCAAGCGUGCUCGUAAUUUAAAAUCAACCUCGUGCUAUGCUCGGCAAAUUUGAAAUCCCUCCCCUGAUUACUCCCUGAAUUGUACUUCGCUUAGUCCUAUUACCACUGCUAACGAAUUUUCAACAACAACAUUAAGAUCUACCACUGUAUCAUUAUAUGACAGAUCAAUCAUAAUAACCUCAACAUAUUGGUCUUUGUUCACAGAUUUCUCAUCUCUGCAAAACAAAUAUAAACGCCAACACGAUCAUGCGGUUGGUAAAGGUGUAUUCUGGGUCUACGGUGAUUCGCUGAGCUAUUACUUCUACGAAUCACUCAAUUUUCCCAUGUCGCAAAGCUUGUGCUUUAAAAUAUUUGAGAAAUGCAAUAACACGUAUAACUGGAUAUACCCAAAGACACUUUACGAAUUGGUAAGUUUUUGACUAAUAUGCUCGCGUAUACAAGCAUCACCAAAUACAAGAAUCUUUUGGCGCUGAAUAAGAGUUAUCGUGUUUAUCAUCUUUCAUAUAGCUUUCUUAGCGCCCGGGACGGAGCGUUUUCACACACUUCAUCGACAAAAAUGUUUUACUGUAUUGGUUGCUAACGUGUCCUCUGCACGACUUUUCUGCUCUUAUGCUUGUCCUUUUACAGAAGCAAAACACAGUUCUGUUAAUAUUUCCAGUCCAGCCGUGAAUUUUACCCCCCUUAAUUUUUUGUUUUUUCUGCACAGACAGAAACAUGCGCUGAGGUCAACUUGCAAGUUCCCAGAGUUUUAGGCUUUUUCCGUCAAGUGCUCCUUAGGAAAGAUAUGGACAAAGACAGCGCACUGUUGUUAAAUGCUGGAGCUCACUAUGUCAAGGUGUUCAUGUCGUCCUUCAAUUUCCAAUCUUCAUUGUUGUUGAUGACAAUGAUGAUGAUUUUAUAAUCAUCUUUAUUAAUGUUACAGUUCAAUUUGUUUAUCUUGUGUUUACGCAAAGAAAAGCGAAAACAAAUCCUGGCAAUGGAACUUGAUCGACAUUAUGGCAGGGAGGCCAUAUGAAAUUUUUUAUUCCUUUAAAAUAAAAAACUGAUCGGUUGACUAAAAUCACUGUGUUAUUUCUUAGACGACAAGUUUCAAAAGUUAUAAAGAGGUAAUCACAGCACUGAUAACCGAAAUGAAGAGACUGUACAAGGGCAAAGCUAUCUGGAAAUCGACCACAGCGAUCGAUGCUCAAUCCGCUGACAUUAUGGGCGCCUUCCGCAGAUUUACGACAAAUCACGUGUGUAUUUUACGGUUCUGAAAUAUUAUUUUCUUGUUGUUAAUAUGUUAAUAUGCAUUACUUAAUUUUUACCAACAGCUAAUGGAGGAAACUUCACUUAGAAGUGUGUGUAAUGGUAAUCGUUUCAUCAAAGAUCUGAUUGUUAAUUCUCCCUUGUAGCUGCUACACAGUUCCUUGUAAUAUAGUUACGAGGAGUUGGUGUUAGAUCAAGAUGUAAACUUCUACCUGAUAAGUUUGAGUAUUCUCAUUACCUGCUCGCUGGAUAAUGUACGGAUGUCAGAGGGAGACGAUGCAUGUUAAUCACUUCUGGGAGUUAGACGGUUUAUGAGUCGUACGGAAGCCAAACACUUUUUAAAGUAUUUUGAUUAUACCACUAUUCUGCAAACAUUUAUAUGCUUCCAUCAAAGUUUACCUUCCUUUAGUUUGAGAGGACUGCUCACCUUCCUUUAGUUUGAGAGGACUGCUCACCUUCCUUUAGUUUGAGAGGUUUGCUCACCUUCCUUUAGUUUGAGAGGACUGCUCACCGCUUUCAAGGCAAUGCAACUGAAUGAAAUUUCACUUUUUUUCUGGCCAAUUAAGCCUGUGGAAAAAGGACUUGUGUUGAAGAUACACCUGCGGUUGUUCAAACCCUUUAACAAAACAAUUUGAUGUUCAUAGUUCACUUUCUGCCCUACUUUGAUUAAGUACUAAAAAAAGUGAUUCUCUUUCUCUUAUUUGCGCACUCUGGUGUAAUCAAAAAAGAAACCUGUCUCAAGGAACUGAUGCAUGGAUGACGUAAUUAGUUUGACGACCUUUUUGUUCACUUUUCAGAGGAUCCAAUUGUACAAUGCGUUUGCCAACUCAGCCAUGUGUGCAAGUGGUAUAAGUGUUCUUGAUGUAUAUCCUAUUAGCGCCUCAUAUCCACCAGGAACGAUGGAUGGGAUACAUUACGACAGUGAAGCAUUUUAUCCGGUCAUAGAGCAAUUGGAAAAAUACUUCUCGUUGUCUCAGUUAACAUGACCGUGAAGAGUCUAUGUAAACUUAUUCAUACCCUCUCUUGAAGUUUCAUUUCCAAUUAUCAAAAUAUCUGGGUAAUUUAGUAUUAUCAACAGAGUUGUUAACGUAAAUUGGUCAUCGUAAAAAAUUUAAAAGCUGACGUUUCGAGUGUUAACCCUUCGUCAGAACGAUUAACGAAGGGCUAACGCUCGAAACGUCAGCUUUGAAACUCUUUAAAAAUAAAAUAAAAAAUAAAAAAGUAAAAACCAAAAGCCUUCGCCUCUUCCACUCAUUUUGCUUCAAUUUAAACGAAAUAACAUUGAACUGAAGUGGAAAAGUUGCAAUUUUUUGUAAGAUACGCCAUUCAGUCACUUAAUAUUGAAUUUCGCAAACGAAACGCAUCGAUUUGCGAUGUAAAUCUAAUUAUAGGCUUUAAAGCGAACAAAUCUACGUUCAAACUUCUCUUACAACCUCUCUUGUGAGCUAUGUUAUUAAAGAUAAUUUCCAUGUGUGAACUCAGAAGAAACAUUAUAAGGUUAAUAAGAUACAUGAAACAAUUACUCAGUUCUGAUUGGUUAAAGAUGUAAAAAUACCAUUGUAUGUUAUUGUUGUGAUCGUGUGCGGUUGGUUUAAGCGAACGCACGGUUUGAAUAAAUUAUUUUUGCAUUUGACGCGCGCGCUUUGCUUCUGCAUAAUUAUAGUAAGGUAUCUCGUAUUUUUACAUGUAUAUUAUUAAUACGUAAUCGCAUGAUUUUUCUCGUGCAAUUUAGAAUAAAUAAGCACUUGCGAAUUUUUUCAAAGACCACAAAUUGCACUUACCCUACAGGAUCGUGCAAUUUGAAAAAAUGUAGUCGUGCUAAUUUAUUCCUAAUUGCGCUCGAAAUCAUGUGAUUACUACCGAGAUGAAAUCAAUUGCUCGAAUAUUUUGGUAGACCGUAGCUGUGUAUUGACAUGCGAUAUUCUUAUUGUAAGAAAACCAAUUAAAAGAAGCAAUCCUCUUGCGUUUUACAAUUUUGCCAUAGUCGUAAUUUCGUUGUUUUCUGGUCCUCACGUAACUCUGAUGAGGUUCCUUAAUCAUCGCGACAAAAUUGUGUUUGUUUCAUUGUGGCUUCUACUCAUCUAGUGAAACCGCACUAACUUACCCCUCCCCUCCAGCAAUUGUGCACUCGGGUUUAGUUUCCACGCGGCCAACUUCGCAUGAACGCGUCCGCGGAGUGUGUUAAGAAUUUCGAAUAGACAUUCGCACAUAUACUUGGGUUUUUGGCUGCUGUUGUUGGCUUGCCGAAGAGAGAUAUUUUGAAGGUAAGCUCAUUUUAAUUCUCUAAUGUGUUUUCUACAUUUCGAGGUGGAAUCCUAGGUUAAUUUGAUGCAAACUCUUGGAAACAUGCCCCUUUACCUUUCGAACAAUACGAAAUUCGAAUUCGUUCGGUGGAACUGCAACUGUAAAAUAAAUGUGGAAAGGAAAGCAUUAAAUUCUAGUGUAACAAAUCGCAUAAACGCUGUGGUGGAAUUUUUAGAUUAGAACAUUUAUCUUACACAAGGCAUAACGUUGCUGGUUGGUUUAAAAUGGUACAUUCAGUCAUGUAAACUAAAUUAUGGGCAAAUGAAAUAAUCAUUAUUCGGUAAGAUUUUGAAGUUCGAUAUUUCUUCUCGAAGUAAUACACUUCAGUUUAGUAAAAUGAGUACGAUGUCAACUUACACAGUUUAAUUUAUCCUUAUUUUCCUCAAAUUUAAUCAAAAUUUUGUCCCUCUUUACGUUUGAAAUUCAAGUAUUUUAAUAUUCUGCAUCCAAGGGAAUAUUGUUGUUGAUACCAAAGUAAAGACCUGUGCACCUACUCAAUGGGUUAUUCUCACAUGAUCUAAGGCUACGUUUGGUCUUUUCUUGCUUCCUGUUGUCUAUUUGCUCCGAUAGCUUUGUAGCAAUCGUUAACUCUCACUCCUGGUUAGAUGAUAAAUCUCCUGGUCUCCUACACAUGCAGUUACAGGGGAAUAGGGUGGGUGGGGAGACUUGCAUCCCAAAUCAGAGCCUCAAUAUAUAUUUCAGAUUUCCAAUGGUUGACAUGUCUGAUGUAGUUGUUCAGUUCAAUAAAUUAUAAUCAGUAAUUGGCUCAUUUCACAUUAAGGCUACACUUCUCACAUGUUCAAGUGGAGCUUUGUUUUAUACAUAGUGAUAUUACACACUGAAAAGGCAUGAAAUAAAUUUUUAUACACAAGCUGGUUUUUUUCUCAUGUAAGGAAAAUGAUACAUCUACUCAGAAGCUAUGUUUCAUAUUUCUUCACAUGUAAACCAUACCAAGGCAAUUCUUUUCAACCUUCCCUGGAAGCAUUUUGCUUUUCAAACCAUUUGGAAAAUUUAUCAAAUUCCACCCUCAGGGCUGUUUAUUAGGUCAAAUUACUUACAAAAGAUGAGUGAGGAAAGAUGUGCCACUUACCAGACUUUUGUGAAGGAUUAUGUGGAAUAGAAAGCUUGCAGAAAAAUGCACAAAAAAAGAAAACAAAGAAAGAUUUGAAAAUUUUCAAAGAAUUUUUGCACUGCAAAGAAAAAUUAGACAUUUAUCUUGAUAAUUUUAUUCCCUCUGUUUGACAAAAAGAUGGAGAAGAUUAUAAACCGUCAUGCCUUGUUUUGAGAAUUAAGAGGUAUUUUCAUAAUUUUUUGCUAGCUGACAGUAGUGUUGCAUUAUUUCUAUCAGCAAGACAAUUUGUAUAAAUUACAUCUUUUAACAAUUAAUAGUCAUUGAGCAAUGAUUGAAUCUCCAUAGCCAUAUAAUAUACAUAAUACACCAGAAAGAGUCUGUCUGUAUGGUAUUUAUGUACUUGUCAUUUUGUAUCACAAAUCUCACUUAUUUGUCAGGCUUAUUCAUUACAUUUAUGAUACUUAAACAAAUUGCAUGUAAAUACCAUACCAGACUUUCCAUGAUGUAUUUUUGAUACAUCCUACAAUAUCAACAAUUUAUUAUCAUUGACUGUUUUCAUUGUUAUUGUCCAUUAUUGACUUAUGGGGGGAUGCUAUCACAGAUGCAAGGGUUGAUCACAAAACAUUUAAAAACAAUAAAAUAAACUGGCUCAAAACUUAAAAACAAAAAUUUAAUCACAAGAAUCAAUGAUUCUUUGGGCAAAGCCCAUGGGAGAAAGGAGUUAUCUUCACCAUUGCAAAGGGUCAUGCUACAGCUCUGCUAACUUAUAUGUGUUCCUUUAAUUUACCUUGACUGUUACAAGCAUCAUUAUUUUAUUUAUAUUCAUUACCAAACAAAUGUAAAAGAGUUUUAUAAUUUUGUCACUUCACUUUUCAGAAACAUCUGCUUCUCAGUUAUAUGAGCCAUGGAUUUUAGUCAAAAUGAUGACUAUAUUGGUGAGUUUUGAAAAGGAAUUUUGAAAUAGAGGAGAUGAAAAGAGAAUGCAGAUGAAUGUUGAAAUUAGAUGGGGAUGAAAUAAAAUAAAAUUUUUUAAUCAAGCAACCUACUCUGAACAUCAGAUUAAUUUUAAUUCUUGAAACAUUCAUUAAGAUUGCUUUCUAAACGUGGUCACUUUUGUAGGUAACAUUUCAGUUUGCAUGAUUUUGCUCUAGAAAGGGUAAUGUAAUAUUAUCAACUCAGUUGAUAACAAAAACUUGCCACUGCAAAGAUUUUCAAAACUGACAUCUCAAGCAUUAGCCCUUCAUUAGAGCCCUAGCCCUCAUCACUCUAACAAUUUCUUUAGAGACUUAACCCCUUUGCUCUAGAAAGACUUUUAGAGACUGUCAUAGAACAUUGGUAUCAGUGAUACAUUAUAUAAGGUACUGGAAAAUUGAAUUAAGACUGUAGUGAGAUACUUGAAAAAGCAGUAGUUUUAUAUGUCUUUUAGUUUGUGAUGACUGUGGAAAACAAUUUAUCUCUGGUGAUUGUCCUGAUCAUGGUCCAUUGGAAUGGUAUGGUGACAGCCAGCUGUCAAAUGAAACACCUAAAGGAGACCAAGCUAAGUUAACCCUCCCUAACAACCUGAACAUCAUGCCAUCUGCAGUGUGGCAGGGCCAACUGGGUGUGUUUGCAAAGGCAAGGAUGGAGAAACAAGUUAUUUUUGGACCCUUCAAAGGACAGAAGAUUCCUGCCAAAGAGUUCCCUCUAAGAGAAGAUCACAACUUUAAAUACAUGUGGGAUGUAAGUAUGCAAUAAUAACUUAUUGUCCUUUUAUUGUUCGACUCCUAAAGUGUUCUUUACAUGUAUUCACAGUGAUUGGCUAAUAAUGGGUUAAUGGGUUCAACUCCCAAAUGUUCUUUGCAUGUAUUCACAGUGAUUGGCUAAUAAUGGGUUUCUUCUAUGACGAAAGAUCAUUCAUGACCAUUUAUGAGAUUGAAAUGACCCCUCUUACCUGGUGUACCUAUGAGACCAAGGGGAAUUCCUACUAAAUAUGGCAUUCCAUACCUAUAACUAGUAUAGUCGCAUUAAUCUGCACCAUCUAAGUUUUUGCUGGCCUCAGCCUUGGAAAGGGUAGAUAAAUCUGUUUAAAGGAUAAAUUGCUUGCUGGUGGAAAGAGUAGUUACUUUUAUGGGAACUUAUCUCCUGAUGGCCAUUGCUUUUUCCAUACCCACCAUCCAACAAAUUGACCCUGAUCAACAAAAAGAAAAAGAACUAAUCCCUUAAAGGCUGAAUGAUGCAUCGGACAAGAUGAAUCACUAACUAACCCUUUACACCCUAAUAUCAGUAUGCAUAUUCUCCAUACUGUUCUCUGUAUGUUUCCUAAGGUUGGUGACAAGGAGAAUUUGUUUAAAAUUCAAGAGCAUCCUAACUUGGUGAUCAUUUCCUUUAUUCUUGUGACCCCAAUGUGUGAUUCAGGGGUGAUAUUGUAAGGAGAAAUUAGAUGCUUAUCACUCUCAGGGGUCAAAGUGUUAACAAAUUAAAAGCAUCCUCAUAGACUCCUUUCUGCUGAAUGGCUGUCCAUUUCAUGGAUACAGCUGUAACAUUAUCCAUUAAUCUAACAACCAAGGCCAGAGGCUGAGAAAAACGACACAUGUCUCCACUAUUGUGAGGAACUACAGAGUGAAAUAAAUAGAAAAACCCAUGCCCCAGUCAUGUUUCUGCCCCUGUCAAGCUCAUGGUAGGAGCGUUAGAAGUGGAAACUAUGAAACAGUUUCCAAGUUUUGCAUAACUGCACACAAAUUGACACCUCCCUCCUUACCGGAGACUCUUAGCAGUCAACGCGUACCUACAGAGACAGAGGUAUAACUAUUUUGUUCAGACAAAGACUUUGUGAACCUACAACUGCUGGAAACAACACCACUUGAAAAGAAGAAAGUCGUGCCCAAACUCAGGUGGAUACUGUAAAUUAUUAGGGAAGGUAUAGGUAUAACUAUUUUGUUCAGACAAAGACUUUGUGAACCUACAACUGCUGGAAACAACACCACGUGAAAAGAAAUAAGUCGUGCCCAAACUCAGGUGGAUACUGUAAAUUAUUAGGGAAGUAUUGAAACUGGUACUCAUUGUUUGAGCACUAAUAACAUACAGGAAAAAAUUACUCAGUUCUAAUUGGUUAAUGCAGUUUUCAGUUAAUUCAAUGCAGAAGAGGGUUAAUUCAGUGCAAAGAAAGUAACAAACCAGACUUUCUGAUUGGUCUAUAAUCAAAGAAACUCACAGAUAGCCAAUCAAAUGCGAAUCUUAGAUGUCGCAACAUUUGGCUACGCUGAAAUUUUGCAAGCGAAACAAUGGCCGUCGUUUCAAGUAAGUUUUCUUUCGCCACCGCAACAACAAUACAGCAGCUGAAAAGCAGCUCUAACAACGAAAAUAAUGUAAAAAGCACUGCUUUUUGGUUGUCGGUUUAUAAAAAGUGGUGUUUAGAGAAGGGAAUUGCCAAGGAAAUCAAAAUUACGAGCCGAUCCAGCUUAACACUUUGCUCAAGCGAUUCUACGCCGAAGUUAAAAACAAACAUGGUUAAACGUCACAAACGACGAUUCCAUUCCAUCGAAAGUGAUUCUGAAACAGACUGAACAAUUCCUUGAACUGAUUAGGCGGACUUUUAACUUCUUUGCGCCUUAUGGAUGUGACAAUAUCAUUGUAUAUUAUUAUUUUGAUCGUACGCGGUUGUUUUGACAGAAUGCACAGGUUUGAAUAAAUUAUUUUUGCACUUGAUGCGCGCGCUUUGCUUCUGCGUAAUUAUGAUAAGCUAUUUCGUGUUUUUUCAUGUAUAUUAUUAAUACGUAAUCACAUGAUUUUCCUCGUACAGUUUGGAAUAAAUAAGCACUUGUUAAUUUUUUCAAAGACCACAAAUUGCACUCGCCCACUUUCAUGGAUUAACUCUUUUGCAAAUGUGUGUCUGUAGCUUGGUUUUGAGUACCUACUGACAAGGUUAUGAUUUAUUCAGGAGAUAACACUGCCCAACGAUAGAAUAUCAACAGGGACAGGUUUCUAAGCAUCUGGCCAUGGUGCCUCUUCCAUACAAAUAUCUUUAAAAAAACUAAGAAACCUGCGAAAACUGAUCGUUAGAAAUUACUUCCUAGAUUCUUGAAGGUGGAAAAGUCAGUCAAGUAAUUGAUGGCUCAGAUGAACAGAACAGCAACUGGAUGAAGUUUGUCAACUGUGCACGCGACGGCGAAGAACAGAACUUAGUGGCUGUGCAGUUCCGUGGUGAGAUUUACUACAAGACAUGCAGUCCAGUGGAGUCUGGCACUGAGCUGUUGGUGUGGUAUGGUGACAGUUUGUCAGUGAAGGUUGACAGUUUAGCUCAGAGGGAUGGUGAGUAAAAUGUUUCCUUGAAUAGAUUUGAUCACAUUGUUUAAGUUAAGUUUGAAAAAGUGUAUUUUACAAAUAAAAAUUGAUUCUGUGUUACCGUGUGUCUAUUUCAAAUUACAUAAUAAGCUCAGUUUAAUGCACGCAUUCUGAUUGGUUCUCACUUAAGAUCUAUUGGAGGACAGACGUAUAGAUUACGUCAUCAUUAAAACUUUUUUUAAAUUCUUUAUCAUAUAAAACAAAUAGAUUCCAAGUUGCCGUGCGUCUGUUCAGUAAUAGAUCACAGAGGACGUCAAAAUGUGGUUAAAACAUCGGUGACACACUCGACUGCGCCUCGUGUGCCACUUUUUUGUUCUUACCACAUUUUGACGUCCUCUGUGACCUAUUACUGAACAGACGCACGGCAACUUGGAAUCUAUUUGUUAAUUAGAGCACAGAUGACGUCAAAAUGUGGUAGGAACAAAGAAGUAGCGCGCGAGGCGCAGCUGAGAGUGUCACUAAUAUUUUUGCCACAUUUUGACGUCUGUGAUCCAUUAUUGUACAGAACCACGGUGACAUGGAACCUACAUGUACAUUUUAUGGGUUAAAAAGGCAUAUUGUUGUAAAUGGUGACGUCAUCUAUGCGUCUUUCCUCCAAGAGAUCAUUAGUUAGAACUAACCAAAGGCGUAUAAAAUUCAUUUAGAUUAAGAUAUUACCCUGUUUCUUCAAGUCUACGUCAUUUACAGUGUGCUUUCAGUGUCUUAACGGCCUCUACAUAGACACCUCAGAUUGAAGUGUCUGUGCUUAUACUCUUAGUGGUUCAAUAUGUUGUAUUCCUGGGAAGAACACCGCACUCCCACAAUGCUUUUCUCCAGCCAAGGGUAUGAAUGGGUAUGAAUGGGUAUGAAUGGGUAUGAAUGCUCACACUGCUCCAGUAAACUGUGAGGGAAACGGAGAUCAGCCACAAGGAUAUGGACUACUUGACUCGAAAUCACACUCCAUUUUUACAUUUCCAGCCUUAUAUGAGAAUCUUCUAGUUCAGUGAAAGUUAUACUCCGUUCUCUUUGUUACGUGAUUGUUGCCUUCAUUUGAUUGGAAUUUAACCAGGUCAUCUUUCGUAUCUUUACUGAUGUGUUAAAUCCUAACAAUACUACACAUUUAUUACUGUUGAGUUGCAAUUAUAGUGGUAGUUUUGAUAGUUCUGAUAGUUUUGUAAAUUGUUCGGAUUUGACUGUCAUAAUUCCUCUCUCUGUCUCUCUUUUUCUUCAUUUUUCUUUCUUUCUCUUUAUUUCACUUUUUUUCGCAACAUUUCUUAAUGUAAACGGAGUUUUAAGUUAUUUUCAUUCCAAUUUUUCUUUGUUCUUCUCUGUCCAGGUCAUGAUUAUAACUGUAAUACUUGUGGGUUGGUGUUCGCUGGGUCAACCUUUCUUCGACGUCACAAGGCAGUUCGCUGUCCAGGCCUAUCGCCUAACCAGACAAUUACUGUGCAUGACCAGACAGCUAUAGAGUAUGAGCCCGCGCAAUCGUCUGUCACUGAGAAUACUAUUAACGAGGUUAGUACAUCGCCUGGAGAUGCAGAGUCGUUGUAUGUUGUCGACAUUGGGACCACAAUCAAUGGAACCAACAGUACGGUUGUCGAGGAAGGUUCACGUUAUGUCCGCGUGCUCCAGCUGGAGCCCGCAUCUAGCUCACGAUCUUCAAACCGAGGAGGAAAAGCAGUAAAGCAAGCUGCAACAACAAAAGGCGCAACCAAAAGAAAUCCCUUCGCGCAGAACACGAGAAAAGCAAAGCGAAACUCGAGGAAAUCAAAUGUAGCGGAGGCUCAGAAAAUAGUUUCUUCAAAUACUACAAAAGCGCGAAGUGCAUCGUCUGGUAAGAAAUCCCUGUCCUCUGAGAGAACUUCCCGUGGAGCGAAAAGGACUACAAAUUCCCGCCGCGGAGAUGUUAUAAAAAAGAAGCAAACAUCGUCAGGAUCAGAUAAAUCCCAAGUCCAGAAAAACACCAGAAACUCGAAAGCGAAAGGUGAUAUGUCUGCUAAUAGCAUGAGAAGUUCCAGUGAUGCCAAUGAGGACGUGUUAGUAAGGGAAGAAUCUUCAGGAAAGGAAAUAAAUGAAUCCACAAAGAAAUCAAAGUCUGAAGAAGCAGAAAAACAACUAAACAAUUCAAAAUCUCCCUCGUCUCGGAAAAGAACAAGCGAAGGAGACGAAGGAUCAACCGCAGGUGAGGUGAAGAAAAGGAAAAGGACCGUGCCUGCAGAUAAACCCAUAUUCACCUGUGAGCAAUGCUCCAGAAACUUUAAGUGGAAGUCUCAGCUAAAUUACCACAUGCGAAGUCACUCGGAAAUCAAGGAAUUUGUGUGUUCUUUUUGUGAUAAGCGUCUCUCCCAGUUGUCCUCCCUAAAGAGACACCUACGCGUACAUAGUGGAGAGAAGCCGUUUGGAUGCGAAGAAUGUGGCAAGAGGUUUGUAGAGAAAGGAAAGCUUACUCUUCAUCUGCGCAAACACUCUGGGGAACCACUGGAGAAGAAGUUCAAGUGUUCCAUAUGCGACAGAGGGUUCACGUUAAGUGCAAAUCUGCGCACUCACAUGCGAACUCACACCGGUGAAAAACCUUACCCUUGUCCUCAGUGCGGCAAAGGUUUUAAACGAAGCUCAGAUAUCAUCAGCCACCUCCGGAGUCACACAGGUGAGCGGCCCUAUAAGUGUUCUCAUUGUGACAAGUGUUUCACAAUGAUCUCGCACAGAAACAGGCACGAGGUAAUUCACACUGGAGAGAAACCGUUCAAGUGUGAGUUGUGCGGGAAAGGGUUUACCCAGCCAAACUCGGUCAAAGCCCACUUGAAAGUCCACGAAAGAAGGCAAGCCAAGCUUUCAGGCGGGGAAAUGAGACAAGAAAAGCAAAAGAAAAAUUUCCGAGAUGGAGAGAUACAGACGGAUGUUCGGCCUGGAACAGACAAUGACGUGCAGCUAGGAGUCCUGCAUAGUGUAGCCUUAGGACAGGGAACUUGCGGAGAGAGAACGGAAAAAUUGCUGGGUGUGCAAACACAGAUAACGGAAAACGGAAAACAUUUGCAGGUGCCUAUAGAUAGUAUGCACCAGAAGGACUCAGAAAAUGCACAGUUAAAUCAAGAACCAAGGCCUACCAUACAGCCUGAGGACGUACCCCUGAGUAGUAUUAACGUAGAAGGUCCUGUAGGAGAAGAUGUAGCUUCAAGAGAUAAAACAGAACUCACAACAAUUGCAACAGAACAAUUAAAAUUAAGCUACACAGGUCAAGAUCACACCAAUGAGCUUCUAACUUUUGAUAACACCCUUGUCAAUAGUAAAGCACUCUUGCAAAUUAGCAGCGCGGCGCCAAGCGAUGGUGUUGAACACUGUCAGUUAGAGCUGGCUCCAGCCAGUGUUCAGGAUCAGCUACAACAGACUGAAGAAAAUGAGACAACGCUUUUUGCACUUUAA
Molecule: messenger RNA, 15573 nt
Organism: Pocillopora meandrina
Lineage: Eukaryota; Metazoa; Cnidaria; Anthozoa; Scleractinia; Pocilloporidae
Source: the annotation of a GenBank genome assembly